CGCCCCCCGUCGUCACUCUCACGGGCUCACUCCCUCCUCUCUGCCCUCCCCACCUCAGCUGCUCUGCAGCUUACCUGACCUCACCUCACCGCCGAGGAAGGUUCCGAGUAAAAUAAUGUCAGGGCCCACUACCUGCUGCCGCUUCCCCCAACUCCUCGUCUUGCUCCUCUUCCUCCUCCUCGCCGGCGGGGGCCGAUCCCAGCCCGCCGCCGGCGACCGCGAGACUCUGCUCACCGUCAAGAAGGAUUGGGGCAGCCCCUCUCAGCUCAAGUCCUGGGACCCCGCCGCCGCCCCCGACCACUGCAAUUGGACCGGGGUCGCCUGCGCCACCGGCGGCGGCGGGGUCGUCACGGGGCUGACCCUGUCCCACCUCAACCUCACCGGCUCCGUCCCGGCGUCCGUAUGUUUGCUCAAGAACAUCACCCACCUCGAUCUCUCCUACAACAACCUCACCGGCGCCUUCCCCGCCGCCGCGCUCUAUGCCUGCGCGGAGCUCAGGUUCCUCGACCUCUCCAACAACCAGCUCUCCGGUCCGCUCGCGCGAGACAUCGACGGCCUCUCGCCGGCGAUGGAGCACCUCAACCUCUCCACCAACAGCUUCGCCGGCGAGGUGCCGCCCGCGGUGACGAGGCUCACGGAGCUCAAGUCCCUGCUCCUCGACACCAACCGCUUCACGGGCGCGUACCCAGCGGUCGGGAUAAGCGAGCUCGCCGGGCUCGAGGUCCUCACGCUGGCCUACAACGCGUUCGCGCCGGCCCCCGUGCCCGCGGAGUUCGCCAAGCUCACCAACCUCACCUACCUCUGGAUGGACAAAAUGAACCUCACCGGGGAGAUCCCGGAGGCCUUUUCCAACCUCACGGAGCUCACGGUGUUCUCCUUGGCGUCCAACGCGCUCACCGGCUCGAUCCCGGCGUGGGUGCUGCAGCACGCCAAGCUUCAGAACCUCUACCUGUUCGACAACAGCCUCUCCGGCGAGCUGCCACGCAGCGUCACGGCGGUGAACUUGAUUGAGCUUGACUUGUCCUCGAAUAAGUUCACCGGAGAGAUUCCGGAAGACUUCGGGAAGCUCAAGAACCUCACCUUGCUGUUUCUUUACAAAAACCAGCUCACCGGCACCAUCCCGGCGAGCAUUGGCCUGCUACCGCUGCGAGACGUCAGGUUAUUCAACAACCAUCUCUCCGGUGAGCUCCCGCCAGAGCUCGGCAUGCACUCGCCGCUCGGCAACCUCGAGGUGGGAAACAACAACCUCUCCGGCCCGCUCCGGGAGACGCUCUGCGCCAACGGGAAACUCUAUGACAUCGUCGCCUUCAACAACAGCUUCUCCGGCGAGUUCCCGGCGAAGCUCGGCGACUGCGUGACGAUAAACAACCUCAUGCUCUACAACAACCGCCUGUCCGGCGACUUCCCGGUGAAGAUAUGGUCGUUCCCGAAGCUGACCAUGGUGAUGAUCCAGAACAACAGCUUCACCGGCACUCUGCCGUCAGAGAUAUCCUUCAACAUCUCACGGAUUGAGAUGGGGAACAACAUGUUCUCCGGCUCCUUCCCGGCGUUGGCAAAAGGGCUGAAGGUGUUCCACGCCGAGAACAACCGGCUGGGCGGCGAAUUGCCGUCUGACAUGAGCAAGCUCGGCAACCUAACUGAUUUGUCAGUACCCGGCAACCGGAUCACCGGCUCCAUUCCGGCGUCGAUCAAAUUGCUGCAGAAGCUCAAUACACUCGACCUGAGCGGCAACCGGAUAUCCGGCGUGAUACCGCCGGGGAGCAUUGGGACGCUCCCAUCACUGACGACGCUUGAUUUGUCUGAUAAUUUGCUCACCGGCAGCAUCCCAUCAGACAUAAGCAACCUGAUCAAUUCGCUCAAUCUGUCAUCGAACCAACUCACCGGCGAGGUGCCGGUUCUGCUCCAGAUCGCGGCGUACGACCGCAGCUUCCUCGGCAACCCCGGGCUCUGCGCGAGGGCUGGCUCCGGCACGAACCUCCCGACGUGCCGGGGCGGUGGCAGAGGCGCCCACGACGAGCUGUCCAAGGGCCUGAUCACCCUCUUCGGAAUGCUCGCCGGCAUUGUCCUCGUUGGCAGCAUCGGCAUCGCCUGGCUGCUCUUCCGGCGCCGGAAGGAGAGCCACGAGGUGACGGACUGGAAGAUGAUGGCCUUCACCCAUCUCAACUUCUCCGAGUCCGACGUGCUCAGCAACAUCCGCGAGGAGAACGUGAUCGGCAGCGGCGGGUCCGGGAAGGUGUACCGCAUCCACCUCGGCGCCGCCGGAGGCCGCGACGAGGAGGCCGGCGGCAUGGGAGGCGCCGGCAGGAUGGUGGCCGUCAAGAAGAUAUGGAACUCGAGGAAGGUGGACGAGAAGCUGGACAAGGAGUUCGAGUCGGAGGUGAAGGUGCUGGGCAGCAUCCGGCACAACAACAUCGUGAAGCUGCUCUGCUGCAUCUCCAGCCAGGAAGCCAAGCUGCUGGUCUACGAGUACAUGGAGAACGGCAGCCUCGACCGGUGGCUGCACCACCGGGACCGAGAGGGCGCGCCGGCGCCGCUGGACUGGCCGAUAAGGCUGGCCAUCGCCAUCGACGCCGCCAAGGGGCUCAGUUACAUGCACCACGACUGUGCUCAGUCGAUCGUGCACCGCGACGUCAAGUCCAGCAACAUCCUCCUCGACCCGGACUUCCAGGCCAAGAUCGCCGACUUCGGGCUCGCUCGGAUCCUUGCCAAGUCCGGCGAGCCGGAGUCCGUGUCAGCCAUCGGCGGGACAUUCGGGUACAUGGCUCCAGAGUACGGGUACAGGCCAAAGGUGAACGAGAAGGUGGACGUCUACAGCUUCGGCGUCGUCCUCCUGGAGCUGACGACGGGCAAGGUCGCCAACGACAGCGGCGCCGACAUGUGCCUGGCGGAAUGGGCGUGGCGGCGGUACCAGAAAGGUGCGCCGUUCGACGACAUAGUCGACGAGGCCAUCCGGGAGCCGGCGUAUAUGCAGGACAUCCUGUCGGUGUUCACCAUGGGCGUGAUCUGCACGGGCGAGAACCCGCUGACGAGGCCGUCGAUGAAGGAGGUGCUGCACCAGCUCAUCAGGUGCGAACAGAUUGCCGCGGAGGCGUGCCAGGUGGACUACGACGGCGGCGGCGCGCCGCUCCUCGAGUCGAAGAAGAAAGGCAGCCGGCGACGGAACUUGUCGGACUCCGGCCGGUGGAACGACGACGACGAGGAGGACAGCGGCAACUUCGUGGUGCACGUGGUGUAGUCAGACAAGCGGCGGCUUUACAACUUGCAAGAGCAAUUCAGGUGUGCUGGAGCAUGGAGGCUGCAAGCUCAUCCAUGGUGGAAUUUCGCCUCUGCUAACCAAGUAACCAGGCAGCUGAAGACGCCCGGUCCUCAAUGGCGCAAGGACGAAUAACGAAGUACAGUACAUAUGAAUCAUCGAAGAGGCUGUAAUGUAGCAGCAAAACCAUAAGUCGAUCUCCAAUCACACAAGAACGAAGUUCUUGGGGGUGUUGGAUCGGCACGAAGGGCUUGUUUGGUUCGUGACCACACUUAACAAGUGCCAACAGCUCCGUGUAAUAACACAAAUGUAUCCAUAAAGUAAAGCCAGUUUUGAGCACGAACUGAUAGCUUAGCCAUUGUUUAGUUCACCCCCAACUCCCAAUUUUAGCACUAUGAAAAA
Molecule: messenger RNA, 3655 nt
Organism: Setaria italica (foxtail millet)
Lineage: Eukaryota; Viridiplantae; Streptophyta; Magnoliopsida; Poales; Poaceae
Product: receptor-like protein kinase 5
Exons: 2
Coding region: 116-3235 (1039 amino acids)
Biological process (GO): protein phosphorylation
Molecular function (GO): ATP binding; receptor serine/threonine kinase binding; protein kinase activity
Source: RefSeq, a predicted model, not a curated record